Eptesicus fuscus (big brown bat) is the source of this 5652-nucleotide messenger RNA. It is a transcript of the gene NUP188, whose product is annotated as nucleoporin 188. Gene Ontology annotation, cellular component: nuclear pore inner ring. The record is from RefSeq and is a predicted model, not a curated record. Gene Ontology annotation, molecular function: structural constituent of nuclear pore. Bases 2 to 5248 code for a protein of 1748 amino acids. The transcript has 44 exons. Gene Ontology annotation, biological process: RNA export from nucleus; protein import into nucleus. NCBI's taxonomy places the organism in Eukaryota, Metazoa, Chordata, Mammalia, Chiroptera, Vespertilionidae.
GAUGGCGGCUGCCGCCGGCGGUCUGUGUGUGAGGAGCAGUAGAGAACUGUGGACAAUUCUGCUUGGAAGAUCAGCUCUGAGAGAACUGAACCAGAUUGAGGCAGAACUGAAUAAACAUUGGCAGCGGCUAUUAGAAGGACUUUCCUACUAUAAACCUCCCAGUCCAAAUUCAGCUGAAAAAGUGAAAGCUAAUAAAGAUGUAUCUUCACCACUGAAGGAACUUGGUUUACGAAUCAGCAAGUUUUUGGGUCUUGAUGAAGAACAGAGUGUGCAGUUACUCCAGUGUUACCUUCAAGAGGAUUACAGAGGUACUCGGGACUUACUAAAGAUGGUUCUGCAAGAUGAGAGGCAGAGCCAGGCCUUAAUCCUGAAGGUUGCAGAUUAUUACUAUGAAGAAAGAAUGUGUAUUCUUCGUUGUGUCUUACACCUUCUCACUUAUUUCCAAGAUGAAAGACAUCCCUAUAGGGUUGAAUAUGCAGACUGUGUUGAUAAAUUGGAGAAGGAGCUAGUUACAAAAUAUAGACAGCAGUUUGAAGAGCUUUAUAGAACUGAAGCACCAACAUGGGAGACACAUGGAAACCUCAUGACUGAGCGUCAGGUGUCUCGCUGGUUUGUCCAGUGCCUUCGGGAACAGUCCAUGCUGCUAGAAAUUAUCUUCCUUUAUUAUGCAUACUUUGAGAUGGCACCUAGUGACCUAUUGGUAUUAACCAAGCUGUUUAAAGAGCAAGGAUUUGGUAGUAGGCAGACCAACAGGCACCUGGUGGAUGAGACCAUGGAUCCUUUUGUGGAUCGGAUUGGCUACUUCAGUGCCCUUAUCCUGGUGGAAGGCAUGGAUAUUGAGUCGUUGCUCAAGUGUGCUUUGGAUGACAGAAGAGAACUGCACCAGUUUGCCCAGGAUGGGCUUAUUUGCCAGGAUAUGGACCGUUUGAUGUUGACCCUUGGGGACAUUUCACAUCAUGCCCCAGUGCUUUUGGCCUGGGCUCUCCUCCGCCACACCCUGAAUCCAGAAGAGACAAGCAGUGUUGUCCGGAAGAUAGGUGGCACAGCCAUACAACUGAAUGUAUUUCAGUACUUGACCCGACUACUUCGCUCUCUGUCCAGUGGGGGAAAUGAUUGCACCACCAGCACCGCAUGCAUGUGUGUCUAUGGACUCCUUUCUUUCGUGCUGACCUCGCUGGAGCUACACACACUGGGCAAUCAGCAGGAUAUAAUUGACACAGCAUGUGAAGUCUUGGCAGACCCUUCUCUUCCAGAACUAUUCUGGGGAACAGAGCCAACCUCUGGUCUUGGGAUCAUUCUGGACAGUGUCUGUGGAAUGUUUCCCCAUCUCCUCUCCCCACUCCUACAGUUGCUGCGGGCCCUCGUAUCAGGGAAGUCUACUGCCAAAAAGGUAUAUAGUUUCUUGGAUAAAAUGUCUUUCUACAAUGAGCUUUAUAAGCAUAAGCCCCAUGAUGUAAUCUCCCAUGAAGAUGGAACUCUCUGGCGGAGGCAAACACCCAAACUCCUUUACCCACUUGGGGGUCAGACCAACCUUCGCAUACCUCAAGGCACCGUGGGCCAAGUAAUGCUGGACGAUAGGGCUUACCUGGUACGCUGGGAAUACUCCUAUAGCAGCUGGACCCUCUUUACCUGUGAGAUUGAAAUGCUGCUUCAUGUUGUUUCCACUGCAGAUGUGAUUCAGCACUGCCAGCGGGUCAAACCCAUCAUUGAUCUGGUCCAUAAGGUCAUCAGUACAGAUCUGUCGAUAGCAGACUGUCUCCUGCCCAUCACCUCCCGCAUCUACAUGCUACUGCAGCGGUUAACGACAGUGAUCUCCCCCCCUGUGGAUGUCAUUGCUUCUUGUGUCAAUUGUUUGACUGUUUUGGCUGCCCGGAACCCCGCAAAGGUCUGGACUGAUCUUCGUCACACAGGCUUUUUACCAUUCAUGGCCCAUCAGGUCUCCAACAUGAGUCAGAUGAUUAGUGCGGAGGGGAUGAGUGCUGGAGGGUACGGAAACCUCUUGAUGAAUAGUGAACAGCCCCAGGGCGAGUAUGGGGUCACUAUUGCCUUUCUCCGGUUGAUCACCACUCUUGUCAAGGGGCAGCUUGGUAGUACCCAGAGCCAAGGACUGGUGCCCUGCAUCAUGUUUGUGCUGAAGGAGAUGCUUCCCAGCUACCACAAGUGGCGCUACAACUCCCACGGUGUGAGAGAGCAGAUUGGUUGCUUGAUCCUGGAGCUGAUUCAUGCGAUACUGAACCUGUGCCAUGAGACAGACCACAGCAGCCACACCCCCAGCCUGCAGUCCCUCUGCAUCUGUAGCCUGGCCUAUACAGAAGCAGGACAGACAGUUGUCAAUAUCAUGGGCAUCGGCGUGGACACCAUCGACAUGGUGAUGGCUGCUCAGCCCCGCAGUGAUGGGGCAGAGGGCCAGGGGCAGGGCCAGCUGCUGAUCAAGACAGUGAAACUGGCAUUCUCCGUCACCAACAAUGUUAUUCGGCUGAAACCUCCUUCUAAUGUGGUGUCCCCUCUGGAACAGGCUCUCACACAACAUGGUGCCCAUGGGAACAAUCUCAUUGCUGUUCUUGCCAAAUACAUCUACCACAAACAUGACCCAGCUUUGCCACGUCUGGCCAUCCAGCUGCUGAAACGUCUGGCCACGGUGGCCCCGAUGUCAGUGUAUGCCUGCUUGGGCAAUGAUGCGGCUGCCAUUCGCGACGCUUUCCUGGCACGAUUGCAGAGCAAGAUUGAGGACAUGCGCAUCAAAGUCAUGAUCCUGGAAUUCCUCACAGUUGCAGUAGAGACUCAGCCAGGCCUCAUUGAACUGUUUCUGAAUCUGGAGGUGAAGGAUGGCAGUGAUGGCUCCAAGGAGUUCAGCCUUGGGAUGUGGAGCUGUCUCCAUGCGGUCCUGGAGCUGAUUGACUCCCAGCACCAGGAUCGCUACUGGUGCCCGCCCCUGCUGCACCGUGCAGCCAUCGCCUUUCUGCAUGCCCUGUGGCAGGACCGGCGGGACAGUGCCAUGCUGGUUCUCAGGACCAAACCCAAGUUUUGGGAGAAUUUAACAAGUCCACUGUUUGGAACCCUUUCUCCUCCCUCAGAAACAUCUGAGCCCAGCAUCCUGGAAACCUGUGCCCUAAUCAUGAAGAUAAUAUGCUUGGAGAUAUACUAUGUAGUUAAGGGCUCACUAGACCAGUCACUAAAAGACACACUCAGGAAGUUUUCCAGUGAGAAACGCUUCGCCUACUGGUCAGGGUAUGUCAAGUCCUUGGCGGUUCACACAGCCGACACGGAGGGCAGCAGCUGCACCUCCUUGGUCGAGUAUCAGAUGCUGGUCUCCGCCUGGAGGAUGCUUCUCAUCAUUGCCACCAGUCACGCAGAGAUACUGCACCUGACCGACUCUGCAGUGCGUCGCCAGCUCUUUCUUGAUGUGCUUGAUGGGACCAAAGCGUUACUCCUGGUCCCAGCCUCAGUGAACUGCCUCCGCCUCGGCUCCAUGAUGUGCACUCUGCUGCUUAUCCUCCUGCGGCAGUGGAAGAGAGAGUUAGGUCCUGGGGAUGAGAUUCUUGCACCCUUGACAGAGAUCCUGGAGGGAGUGCUGCAGGCAGACCGGCAGCUCAUGGAGAAGACCAAGGCCAAGGUGUUCUCAGCAUUCAUCACUGUGCUGCAGAUGAAGGAGAUGAGAGUGAGUGACAUCCCCCAGUACUCUCAGCUAGUGCUUAACGUCUGUGAAACCCUCCAAGAAGAGGUGAUUGCGCUCUUUGACCAGACCCGCCACAGUCUGGCAUCCGGCAGCGCCAUGGAGGACAAGGACAGCAUGGAGACUGAUGACUGCUCUCGGCCCCGGCACAAGGACCAGCGUGAUGGGGUGUGUGUCCUGGGCCUGCACCUGGCCAAGGAGCUGUGUGAGGUGGAUGAGGAUGGUGACUCAUGGCUGCAGGUGACCCGCAGGCUCCCCAUCCUACCAACUCUCUUUACCACCCUGGAGGUGAGCCUUCGCAUGAAGCAGAACCUGCAUUUCACCGAGGCAGCGUUGCACCUGCUCCUCACCCUGGCUCGCACCCAGCAGGGAGCCGCAGCAGUGGCUGGAGCUGGCAUCACCCAGAGCAUCUGUUUGCCCCUCCUGAGUGUGUACCAGCUCAGCACCAAUGGGACAGUGCAGACACCCAGCACCUCUCGGAAAUCCCUCGAUGCCCCCUCUUGGCCAGGGGUCUAUCGCCUGUCCAUGUCUUUGAUGGAACGGCUCCUCAAAACCCUGCGCUACAACUUCUUGACCGAGGCUCUGGACUUCGUGGGUGUUCACCAGGAGCGGACCUUACAAUGCCUCAACGCGGUGAGGACGGUGCAGAGUCUGGCGUGCUUGGAGGAGGCAGACCACACGGUGGGCUUCAUCCUGCAGCUCUCCAGCUUCAUGAAGGAGUGGCAUUUCCACCUGCCUCAGCUCCUGCGAGAUGUGCAGGUCAACCUGUGCUACCUGUGCCAGGCCUGCACCUCCCUCCUGCACAGCCGGAAGAUGCUGCAGCACUACCUGCAGAACAAAAAUGGGGAUGGUGUCCCCUCAGCUGUUGCUCCCCGAGUUCAGCGGCCACCCACAGCUGCCCCUGCUGCCCCCUCCUCCUCCAAGCAGCCCACUGCUGACACAGAGGCUUCGGAGCAGCGAGCCUUACACGUGGUCCAGUAUGGCCUCCUCAAGAUCCUCAGCAGGACCUUGGCGGCCCUGCGCCACUUCACCCCGGACGUCUGCCAGAUCCUGUUGGAUCAGUCCCUGGACCUUGCUGAAUACAACUUCCUGUUUGCCCUGAGCUUCACCACUCCCACCUUUGACUCUGAAGUGGCCCCCUCUUUUGGAACCCUUCUGGCCACAGUGAAUGUGGCCCUAAACAUGCUCGGAGAGCUGGAUAAGAAAAAGGAGCCCCUCACUCAGGCUGUGGGGCUCAGCACACAGGCAGAAGGGACCAGAACACUGAAGUCCCUCCUGAUGUUUACCAUGGAGAACUGCUUCUACCUGCUCAUCUCCCAGGCGAUGCGUUACCUUAGGGACCCAGCUGUGCACUCCCGGGACAAACAGCGGAUGAAACAGGAGCUCAGCUCAGAGUUGAGCACCCUGCUCUCCAGCCUCUCGCGCUACUUCCGCAGGGGAGCCCCCAGCUCCCCUGCUGCUGGCAUCCUCCUCUCGCCCCAGGGCAAGUCCACCGCUCUCUCCAAGGCCAGCCCGGAGAGUCAGGAGCCUCUGAUCCAGCUCGUGCAGGCCUUUGUCCGGCACGUGCAAAGAUAGGGGAGCGGCAUGCCGCCCGCCUGCCAUCUCCGCCAACCUGCACAGCAGCCUGACGGUGCCGUCUGGGACUGAGCUGCUCCUGUCACCCUCUCCCCAGAGUAACCACAACUCCAGCCACCCGCGCACUGGCAUUAUUUUUAUAACCCAUGGAGCGGUCAGCAGCAGGGGUAGGGAGCCAGUCGCUGUGCUCACCCCUCACCUUCCAGGUGCCCCAGAGGUGUACUCCUUUCCUUCGAGCAUUCCCCAAGCACUUGACCCCAGCCCAGGGGAGAGACAGGAGCCAGUGUCAUGUGUAGCCAGGAAAGGCUGGCUGCACGGGUUUUAAAUGUUUUCCAUGCUCUGUUGUUGCAGUUUUUGGUAAUACUGUGGUCUAUUUAUACAAAUAUUAAAAUACUGUUUAUAGA